Drosophila erecta is the source of this 1005-nucleotide messenger RNA. RefSeq names its product transmembrane protein 11 homolog, mitochondrial (gene Pmi). Gene Ontology annotation, biological process: inner mitochondrial membrane organization. The transcript is spliced from 4 exons. Gene Ontology annotation, cellular component: mitochondrial inner membrane. The coding region runs from base 61 to 582 and encodes 173 amino acids. The record is from RefSeq and is a predicted model, not a curated record. NCBI's taxonomy places the organism in Eukaryota, Metazoa, Arthropoda, Insecta, Diptera, Drosophilidae.
UCCAGCUGCGGCCGCACUGAGUUUAUUAACAACAUAGAAAACAACAAAUUUAUUAGCAAAAUGGUUAGCAGAAAUAUAGAAAGCACGAGUAAGGUGCACACUUUCCAUGUCAUCCGCGAGGUCUACGACAGUUCCAAUGCCCAUGAAAGAUUCGAGGCGGAACUGGACAAGGCGCUGGAAGCCAAGGUGGACUUCAUCAUCAUAGAGCCGCCUCGCUUGGGCGACGAAACUGGUCGCUGGAUUUGGGUGGGCAACUGCCUGCACAAGACGGCGGUGGCCACUGGAGUGGUUUCCCUGGUGGCCAGCUUGCUCUGGCGGGAUCGCCCCAUCAUUGCAGCACCCGCUUGUGCACUCUCCAUAUUUUGCACAGGACUCUACACGGUCUCUUGGAACUAUGAUCCUUGCUGUCAGUAUCAGGUAGAAAAUAAUGACACUGUGUUGGAGAAACUCCCGCUGACAGAUGUCUCCUCGCCUGUGAUUUUGGGCUACUCGUCCAACUCAAAAACCAAAUACUUGCACCGUGGCGUAUCCUUCCUCUCGGCUGCCCUGUGCGCCUGGCAGAUUUGGCGGUCCUACAAGUAGGGGAUUCGAUGGAGCUCCUAAUAUGGCCAGCAGCUGGAUUAGGCCUGUCCCCUGCGGAGGCGUAAUACCUAAUAAGUUUAGUUUAAGCAAAUAGGCGAAUGCAUUUCUUUUAGAUUUUCGAACGAUUUUAACACAAUGUACUGUCUUUCGUGAAAGUUUUAAAUGUUCCCAAGUCCCAGGCGACGUCUCUGACCAGUGUGUCCAUGUUUAGUGUUUCCGUGGCUGCCACUUGGACUGGCCAGCAUGCUCAUAACUUAUUACGGUUCCCAAGCCUAAACUAGUCUUAAGGGAGGAGCAGCCUCUGCACUGUAAAUUAAGCAAAGCCAACCACUGUGUAUAAAGCAAAACCCAUUUAUGAUUGUUAUUAGAGUCUAGUUGAAGAUAUCAGAAAGCGAAAGUCAAAUAAACGCGAUGCGAAUGUUA